Molecule: messenger RNA, 1254 nt
Organism: Amphimedon queenslandica
Lineage: Eukaryota; Metazoa; Porifera; Demospongiae; Haplosclerida; Niphatidae
Product: zinc finger MYM-type protein 1-like
Exons: 3
Coding region: 1-1254 (417 amino acids)
Source: RefSeq, a predicted model, not a curated record
AUGGAGUACUCUGUAACCAAAAAUGCCAUUUUCUGUUUUCCCUGUUCUUUCUUUGGAGCAGCUAGCAUUGGAACUUGUAGACCAGAGAAAUUAUUCACUACUAAAGGUUUCAGUGAUUGGAAACAUGCUACAGGGUCCACUGGAGUCUUGUUCAAGCAUCACAACUCAAGCUCUCACCAACAAGCAACUGUUGCGUGGAAGCAGUUUCAGCAAACAUCACUGACUGGGUUUGUCACUGAACAGCUUGGAACCUUACGUGGUCAUAGGGAGAAUGCAGAUUCCACUAAUAGAGGUAAUUUCCUGGAAAUUCUCUCUCUCCUAUCAAAGUAUGAUGAUAUAGUUCGUGUUCGACUUGAGAAGGGUCCUCGUAAUGCCAUUAACACAUCACAUAGCAUUCAGAAUACGAUCAUCAACCGAAUGGCUACUAUAGUGAGAAAUAAAAUUUGUGACUGCAUCCAACAAGCUGGAUAUUUCUCUAUCUUAGUAGACGAGACCAAAAACAUAAGCAAAAAUGAGCAGAUGUCUAUUUCAAUUCGCUACUUAGAUCAAGACAGCCAUUCCAUUAAAGAGUGCUUCCUCACUUUUGUUAUAGCUUCAAAUCUCACAGCUGAAUAUCUAUCAAAGUACAUUCUUGAUACACUUUCAUUGUAUAAUCUUGAUGCUAAGUUACUUGUUUCUCAAGGAUAUGAUGGAGCAUCUGUUAUGAGCGGUUGUGUCUCAGAAGUACAAAAACGUAUCAGAGAUGUAGCUCCUCAGGCUAUUUAUGUCCACUGCCAUGCUCAUUGUCUCAAUUUGGUACUAGUUGACUGUGUCAAAAGUAACUCCCAUUGUUCUGAUUUCUUCUCCCUUCAAUCACUUUAUAACUUCAUGUCAACCAGCAAAUCUCAUGUUGUUUUUAUGGAGAAGCAGAAGGAACUUUAUCCAGAUAAGCAGCCAACGCAGUUACAAAGUCUGUCUGAAACACGGUGGGCAUGCAGGUACUUGUCACUAGAAGCUAUUGUCAGUACAUUUGAUGCUGUACUAGCAACACUGGAGAGUAUAGGAGAAGGAAGUGACAAACAGAAAGCAGUUGAAGCUUCACUGUCUGAUCAAAUGCAGAGCUCUCAACUAGAUUACAUCAGUGCUGCUCAACUCAUAGCAUCAACAACUGAAACUCUAAAGGAAAUCAGAACUGAUGAAUGUUGGGAUCAAACAUACAAAUACAUACUAGAAGUGGCAGCAUUGCAUGGUAUCGAAGUUGAGGACAGAAGAUGA